Molecule: messenger RNA, 1112 nt
Organism: Octopus bimaculoides (California two-spot octopus)
Lineage: Eukaryota; Metazoa; Mollusca; Cephalopoda; Octopoda; Octopodidae
Source: RefSeq, a predicted model, not a curated record
GAAUCUCUUGUGAGAGCAAAUUCAGAAAGACAGAAGGAAGCACAAGCUGGAGCAAGCAAGGUUUAAAGCUGUUCACUGAAUAACUAGCACAACACAGCCCUCAUCAACCAGUUUGAAUUUUACGCAAGAGAAAGUCUACUGAGCUCUCUUUAUAUAAAUACCGUUCGAAUCUAACAAGUGCGUUAUGAAGGGAAUCAGUGUCCUAUUGUUUUGUGUAUUCGUUUCAUACACCUCGGGUAAACAAGAUGUCGCUACCAUCGAUCUAAGGAGAAGACAUCAUGCACAUAGGAGGAAUACAAGUAACGAAGACACGACACCUUAUGUUCCAUGUUCAACGGGGGUCUGCUACUCUUACAACUAUGUAAAUCGCCCUUUUUGCUGCUCUGGUUAUUCAUGUGAAUGUAAUUUUAUAUUUAGGUGCUCUUGUAAUUCAAAAAAUAUGAUCCAUGAGGCUAAUAACGGUUUAUGCCAAACUGUAAUCGCUUUCCUGAUUUUUCUUGUAAAUUUACCAUCUUAUUGACGUUCUGCUCUGGUGAAUCUUGAGGAUGCAAAUACAUACGUUAGACUGUUUUAUACGAGGGGAAAAUCAAUGAGAUCACAAAAACAAACAAAGCAAAGGGGGCCAGACAAGCAACAAAAGUAAACUCAACUAUGACAAGAACAUCAAUAAGCGUUGUUGCUGUUACUGAUGCUGCUUCUCUACAUCCUCCUACUACUCCUACUCCCUCUACAACUGCUACAACUACAACUAUUAAUACUACUACUACUACAUUUUCAAUUUUGAAAUUUAAGAAAUCGUCAAAUCCUAUCACAGUAGAAAUCUAUGAAUAAACAUCAAGAGACAUAGUGAAAUAUAGAAUGUUAACGAACAUUAAUGAUUUUGUAAUUUUUCCUGGAAAGAAAUUCACGUAUGUUGCACCAAGAACAGAAAUGGUAAAAGAAGAGAAAGUCUGUAAACCAUAAUCUACAACUAUGAGUUUUCUAACAACCCUAAAUUAAUACGACCAACGUAUUCAAUAUCUAAUAUAUUUAUGCUAAUAAUACGUCAAAUUUUAUUGAAAUCUCAAUUAAAUAAAUUUAUUUAACAAUGACAAAUACUUAGUGAUUCACUC